UUUGAAUUGAUAAUAUACGUGUUACUUGACUUUACGUUUGACCUAUGAAAUACCAUAAGAUUCCACCUUUUUUUUUUCUUCUCUCUUUUUUACCCAUUACCAAAUUAAAAAAAUUGGUUUAAAAAACCCUAAAUUUUAGGGUUGUGUUUAGUAAGUAAAAUCGUUUUAAAAAAUGGUUUUUAAAAACUAUUUUUUUUAGAAUUUGAAAUAUUUUUAAAUAUAUUUAAAAAUAUUUUUUAUGUUUAAUACUUUAUUUUUAGUGAUUAUAUAUUAUUAUUAAUUUUAAAAUAGCACUUAAUAAAUAAAUAAAUAAAUAAAAAUAAUUAAAAAAAAGUUUUCUAAAUUCUGCUUUUGAAAGCAAAAAAUAGAAAAUGGUUUUUGCCAAACGGGUCUUUUUUUCUUUUGAGAGAAAACCACUUUUCUUGAAGAUAGUCGUCGAAAUAUAAGAUAGAGUUUUUAUUGAUUUAAAAUGAGAAAAUUAGUAAUAAUGAAAAACAAAUAAAGAAAUAAAUUAACCUCAUUGCUGACGUCAUCACUCCAAAAGCAUCUUCUCCCUUCUUAAUUCUUCCGUGAGGGCCCAAUUCCCAAACUCAACUCACCCUCUUUCCAAAAAGUUUUCACCCAUAUCCCCAUCCUUACCUCCUUCAUUAUUAUUAUUAUUAUUAUUAUUAUUAUUAUUAUUAUUAUUAUUAUUAAAUUAUUAAAUUAUUAAAUUAUAAUAAUAAAUGUCUUGAUUUUUUUCCUACAUGUACUCAAAUACCCAUUAAUUCUUCUACUAAAAUGAAAUUUCUGCCUCAUAGACACAUGUCCAAUUCAUGCUAUGCUCAUUAAUUACAAUUUAUAUUAAUUACGGCAUAAUUAAUCUCUCAAUAGUCAAUAUAUUUAUCGUCAUGCACCUCCCUCUUUUUCUCCCUCGCCAAACACCUUCUCCUCUGUUUUCUUUUCUUCUUCGACUUGCCUACACAGAAAAAUGUCUUCUAUUCUCUGCUCACAGGGGGUGGUCUUAGCAACGGCCAUGGCAGUUUCUGGCAUACUCUUUCUCGCUUUUUCCAGGCAAAAGAGUUUACCGUCUCCAGAAUUUUCCGGGAAUCCAAAUUCCCAGGCCCCCAAGCAAAUUCUACGCUCAUGCCUAACCAACGAUGAAAAGAAAAGGGAGAGAAAGAAAAAGAGAGUUCAAUUUGCAGAGAAUGUGAAGGAGCCAAGUGGGAAUGGCAAGGAAUUCAGGCAAGAGCAGAGGAAAAAGUUUUCCAGAGUUCAAAGACCAUGCAGAAAUGAAAUUCCCCAAAUUCAAAAAGUGCCGGAAAAUCAGGCCGCCUUGUACAAUGGAAUUCUCCGGGAUCGCGUUCACCGGAUGGCCUGCUCCUACUGAUCGCUGCAGUUUUCGCCGCGGGCGGUGGCGGGGAGGGGCUCAAAUGAAAGAAAAUGUGAGAAAUGUUGGUGGAUUGUAAAUAUUUCGUAUCUGUAUAAAUCUGUGGCUGUUAAUUAAUGAAAAUUUGGGGCAAAUUUUUUUUUGACCCAAAUUUGUGUCCAGGCUAA
Molecule: messenger RNA, 1536 nt
Organism: Vitis vinifera (wine grape)
Lineage: Eukaryota; Viridiplantae; Streptophyta; Magnoliopsida; Vitales; Vitaceae
Exons: 2
Coding region: 971-1369 (132 amino acids)
Source: RefSeq, a predicted model, not a curated record